This is a messenger RNA of Benincasa hispida (wax gourd), 870 nucleotides long. Its product is annotated as transcription factor MYB82-like. The record is from RefSeq and is a predicted model, not a curated record. NCBI's taxonomy places the organism in Eukaryota, Viridiplantae, Streptophyta, Magnoliopsida, Cucurbitales, Cucurbitaceae.
AACAAAGGGAGAGCUAAAGAAGAGAAGGAAAAGAAAAGGGUCCAAUGGGAGGCAUUGCUUGGACUGAAGAAGAAGAUUACUUACUCAAGAAAUGCAUUGAACAACAUGGAGAAGGGAAAUGGCAUCGUGUUCCUCAAUUGGCUGGUUUAAACAGAUGUAGAAAGAGUUGUAGAUUAAGAUGGUUGAAUUAUCUUCGUCCAAAUAUCAAAAGAGGAAGCUUUACACCACAAGAAGUUGACCUCAUUCUCAACCUUCACAAUAUCUUGGGCAACAGAUGGUCAAUCAUUGCUGGAAGAUUACCGGGAAGAACAGCAAAUGACAUAAAGAACUAUUGGAAUUGUCAUCUGAGCAAAAGGCUGAAUGGUCAAGGAGUUGAGAAGUCCAAUUCCACAAAGGAAGCAACCAUUUUUGGCAAACCACCAAAGUGGAAGCCACUUCAAGAAGAGAGCAGCAAAUCAAAAGGAAAAGAAUAUGUUGAUGAUCAAAAUGGAGAAAUUAGCCAAGGAAUAUUGGUACAAAAUAAUGACAAUCAAAAUUUACCAAUUGUAGUUGAACAAAAUAGUAGCAUGAGUUUGGGAGAUAUGCAAAUGGACUUCCGAUUUGAUCAACAAGUGGUCAAAGCAAUGGAGGAUGAAGAUGGCUACAACAAGAGGGAGCUUUGGGAUGAUUGGAUCUCAGAAAUGGAUCUUUGGAUUGAUUCUUUAUGAGAGUGAAGGAGGAAAUUAAUUAUAUUUUAGCUAUUAGCUCUCUUGCAUGCAACAAAUGAAUGUAGCAUUUUAAUACUAAAGUUUGCCUUUAUAUUAUCAUAUGGUAGCAUCAAAUAAAACUUGUUUAUGGUUAUUUUUAAGUUGAAAUAUUAUUUCUCUUCCA